Molecule: messenger RNA, 1533 nt
Organism: Symbiodinium sp. CCMP2592
Lineage: Eukaryota; Dinophyceae; Suessiales; Symbiodiniaceae
Source: the annotation of a GenBank genome assembly
AUGGCUGACCCUGCCCAAAGUGCCGCGACCCCAGUGCCUGAGGAGGACGACUUUGAACUGUUUGGUCCGAGUCCUGGAGAGGCGAGUCAGCCGUCGAACCCAGGACCUCAGCCUGUCCCGACUGUUGGACCGCAGCAGGCACCGCAGCCAGUGCCACAGCAAGCACCGGUUCCACCUGCAGUGACGACGACAGUUGGUUUGGACCCACAGCUGCAGCAGUUGAUGCUGAAUAUGAUGCAGAUGCAACAGCAGACGCUCCAGGUCAUGAUGGCUAGGAUGGACGCAGAUGAGAGAAGAAGGCGAGAAGCUGAGGCUGCCUCUGCAGCUGUAGCGGACCCCUUUGGUUCGACGGCUGCGGCUGGAAGUCCGUCAGCUAAAGCUACUGCUCCUCCACCUCCAGCGUCUGCUGGUCCGUCGUUGCACGUAGGAAGCAACAGAGCUGAGAAGUACCUCCCUGCUUUGCCCACCAUCGACGCUCCAUCGAUGGGGAAAGGGCGUGUGAAAGAGCUGGAAGAGUACCACCGUUGGUGUGAAGUCUUGGCGUCAUGGUUGGCGCUCAUAGACGACAACUACGUCAACGAGUUGCGCCAAGCAAUGGUGCACAACAGGGAGAUCAAGCAGUCAGAGAUGUCUGCUCCUGUGGCUUCGAGGUCUGCUCGGUUGUUUUACUACCUUCAACAGAGUUUGCAGAAGUUUGAGAGAGGCAUGGAGCUUGUGAGAAGCACGUCCAUGCGGCAAGCUCAAGCUGCUUGUGGGUACGAAGUCAUGCGGCAAAUGCAUGCGACUUUCAGCAUUGUCUCAAGAAUGGAGGCAAUUGCAGUGAGAGAUGAGGCCCUGAAGUUGCCUGCCAGAGCCCGAACCUACAAGAGGGGCAUGCGCCCAGGGAAAGCAGUGAAGAAUGAGCCCAAUGAUGCUGAGCCCCCACGUCUCACCAUGACGGAUAAGGAAGUAGAGAAGCUGAACCAGUCCUCUUCGAGGAACAGUCACUUUGCGUGGCUUGUUGAUAGUGGAGCCACGUGCCACGUGUUGUCUGUUGCUUCUUUGUCGUUUUACGAAGUCGUGAAGGAGCAUUCGGGACCGCUGCCUGUCUUGAUGAGUGCUAGCGACACCGAGAUGGAAUGCCUCGGGUUGGUCGAUAUCCGUGUGAAGUUUGGGAGGCUAGGGCCUGUAGUGCUUCAGAAGGUCCUGGUUUGUCAGAUUGGUUUCAAUGUGAUCAGUUCUUGGCAGGCGUCGCUUUCGGGUUGGUGUUCUUGGUUCACUGCCACACCCGGAGAGAGUUGCUUGAUGAAGCAGAAUGGGAAGGGUUCCUGGGUUUGGGUUCCCUUAGAGACGGAAGCCAGGAGCUGGUGGGCAAUGGCCCAGGAGAUCGGCCCCGCGAGAGCUAAGGCGAAAGCGAAGUCCAAAGCAGGAGUGCCCAAAGGUACCCCACCGAAGUUUGGGAAAGAAGACGACGACACGGGAGAUGCAUGGAAGUGGACCGCGCCAAGGAGAAGGCGCAUCCGAACAAGCAUCCGCAGAGAGCUUUGGAAGUGA